Messenger RNA from Hevea brasiliensis (rubber tree), 584 nucleotides. Its product is annotated as 60S ribosomal protein L37-1. Lineage: Eukaryota; Viridiplantae; Streptophyta; Magnoliopsida; Malpighiales; Euphorbiaceae. Gene Ontology annotation, cellular component: ribosome; cytosolic large ribosomal subunit. Bases 160 to 450 code for a protein of 96 amino acids. The transcript has 4 exons. Gene Ontology annotation, molecular function: structural constituent of ribosome; RNA binding. The record is from RefSeq and is a predicted model, not a curated record. Gene Ontology annotation, biological process: translation.
CCGGCCCAUAAAGACAGACCUAAUCAUCCAUGGCCACUGCAUUCCCUAACGCAACUCUGUCCAUUCUCAAAACCCUACAGAUAAAUACCUCAACCUCGAUGUGCGGCAACUUUUCUCCGCUCACCAUCUUAUCGGCGGGUCGCUGCAGCUAGAGAAGAAAUGGGGAAAGGGACAGGAAGCUUUGGGAAGAGGAGGAAUAAGACCCACACCCUCUGCGUUCGAUGUGGUCGCCGGAGUUUCCACCUUCAAAAGAGCCGUUGCGGUGCUUGUGCCUAUCCUGCCAGCCGCGUCAGAAAAUAUAACUGGAGCGUGAAGGCUAUUCGCCGAAAGACAACUGGAACCGGCCGCAUGAAGUACCUCCGUCACGUCCCGCGCCGGUUCAAAACUAACUUCAGGGAAGGAACACAAGCAACUCCAAUGAACAAGGGAGCUGCUGCAGCCUCUUCGUAAGCCUUAAAAGGGCAAUGCAAGUCUGUUUUGUUUUCAUAUUUAUCACUGUUUAAUAGACAUUCCUUGUAUGCUGAGAGUUUUUUCAGAACAUUAACAAGUAUUUACUGUUAUAUCAUGAUUUUGGGUGCUUAUUA